AUGAAGAGACAAAACGCCAGGACUCUCGCCCUCAUCAUCAGCAUCCUCACCUACCUGGUGGUCGGAGCGGCCGUCUUCGAGACCCUGGAGUCCAAACAGGAGAAGAGUCACAAGAGGAAGCUCGAUGCAAGGAAGUACGAACUCAUGCGCAAAUACAACUUGACCAAAGAGAACUUCGAGGAGCUGGAGCACGUCGUGUUACAGCUCAAACCUCACAAAGCAGGGGUCCAGUGGAAAUUUGCUGGGUCCUUCUACUUCGCAAUCACUGUGAUUACGACAAUAGGUUACGGCCAUGCAGCGCCCAGCUCCGACUCAGGGAAAGUGUUCUGCAUGUUCUACGCCCUCCUGGGGAUCCCGCUCACCCUAGUCAUGUUCCAAAGCCUGGGUGAGCGGAUCAACACGUUCGUCAGGUACCUGCUGCACCAAGCCAAGAAGUGCCUGGGAAUGCGUCAGACUGAGGUCUCCAUGGCAAACAUGGUGACGGUGGGCUUCUUCUCUUGCAUGAGCACCCUGUGCGUGGGGGCUGUGGCAUUCUCCCACUGUGAGGGAUGGAGCUUCCUCCACGCCUUUUACUACUGUUUCAUUACGCUCACCACUAUCGGGUUUGGAGACUAUGUGGCACUGCAGAGGGACGACGCCCUGCAGAAUGACCCACGGUAUGUGGCUUUCUGCUUUGUCUACAUCCUGAUGGGCCUGACGGUGAUCGGAGCGUUCCUAAACCUGGUGGUGCUUCGCUUCUUGACCAUGAACACUGAGGACGAGCGGAGGGAUGCCAAACAGAGGGCCUUGAUGUCUGUCAGUAAACCCAGAGGAGAGGUGGCUUGCCUAAUACCAAUAUCAGCCUCAACCUCUUCCACACCUGUAGCAGACGGCACUACAAAGGCUAAAGAUUUAAAAGGUGUCUACACUGAGGUGCUGCAUUUUCAGACUAUAUGCUCCUGCUUGUGGUACCGGAGCAAGGAGAAGCUACAGGGCUCCAUACCCACUAUGAUGCCUCAAGAGCUGACGUUCUCUGAUCCCUACUUGCAGCAGAACAGUAACUGCCCUCACUACAUGGAGCCUGGUUCGACAGGCUGCGUUUGCAGUCCACGUCAGUGUUCGAGCAUAAGCUCCAUAACAACGGGCCUACACAUUCUCUCUCCGUUCAGGGUGUUUAAGAGACGCAGCUCCGUCUAGCCUUUCAAUACAGCAGAUUUCAGUACAGCACAAUGCAUCUAUGCUGCCACGUGGACAACAGAUACUUGGCAGUCCUCACAGAAAAGACAUGACUGCAAGUAGAUGUUUGUGGUGCUAUAAUCACAGUAAACCAACAGUAGGGCACACAAAAGGGAAAAGUACUAUAAAAAGCAAAGUCUUACUCAAAUAUGUAUUUGAGAAAGCACAGCAUGCAA
Micropterus dolomieu (smallmouth bass) is the source of this 1391-nucleotide messenger RNA. RefSeq names its product potassium channel, subfamily K, member 3b (gene kcnk3b). NCBI's taxonomy places the organism in Eukaryota, Metazoa, Chordata, Actinopteri, Centrarchiformes, Centrarchidae. Gene Ontology annotation, cellular component: membrane. Bases 1 to 1176 code for a protein of 391 amino acids. Gene Ontology annotation, biological process: potassium ion transmembrane transport; stabilization of membrane potential. The transcript is spliced from 2 exons. Gene Ontology annotation, molecular function: potassium ion leak channel activity; open rectifier potassium channel activity. The record is from RefSeq and is a predicted model, not a curated record.